Oryzias latipes (Japanese medaka) is the source of this 2717-nucleotide messenger RNA. RefSeq names its product OTU deubiquitinase 1 (gene otud1). Gene Ontology annotation, biological process: protein K63-linked deubiquitination. Lineage: Eukaryota; Metazoa; Chordata; Actinopteri; Beloniformes; Adrianichthyidae. The record is from RefSeq and is a predicted model, not a curated record. Gene Ontology annotation, molecular function: cysteine-type deubiquitinase activity.
ACGGAACUGGUAUUUUGUCCUCCGGGAUUUGACGGGCUUUUACACUGAAGGGGUUUGGUUACAAACAGUGAAGCCUAAAAUUAGGGAGGCACCCCAACAGCAGAUGACGCCACACAGCUAAAGUGGACCUUGUCGUCGUCGUUGCGUGUCCCCGAUAACAGGACUCGGGGCCAUGGAAACGUUCCCCGCGAGUUUCCCGCUGUUGAUGACUCCGGGGGUAUUUUUAGCGCUCGUUGUCAUCUUUUCGUAACUGCCCCGGCGGCGGUGUUCAGUAUAAAGGACCGUUGGAAAAUGCAGCUGUACAACAGCGCGCUCACACACUACCCGAAGUCGUCGCGGAAAGUUACAAUAACUCUGUCUGCAGCCCCCGAGCGCCUGAACGGGACGCCGCGAACUUCCUCCGAGGUCGACUUUGCCCAACUUGACACAACUUCGUCAACUCACGCCGCUCCGCCCGCGGAGACUUCUGGAAACAUGCCCGCCUUUUCGUGCUACGAGGCUGCUUCUACCAGGAGGCCGCUUUACUUCACCUCCACCGCCGAGAUAUUAAUCCGCCGACCCGACGGAGUGCAAAGGCCGGUUCCCAUUCACAUCAUCCGACAGCCCAAACCCCCCUCAGGCCGCCCCCACAAGCCCUGCAGUGACCCCGACCAGGAGACCAUGGUGGACUGGACAAACCAUCAGACUGAGGAGGCAGGCUGCACAGAACUGCCAGGAGGAUCUGCUUUUAAGAGGAAGAAAACCACUCAAUCCACAGUGGAAUGUAAGGAGGAGGAUUCUGGACCUUAUAGGAGCAACGGAUGGGCGUCAUUCCAUGAAGAGGAACUGGCCCCCUCAAUGGUUGCCAUGACGAAGAACUUCAGAACAGAGGAUCUAUUUGACAUGAACAGUAUGGAAAGUACACCACCAUCAGGGCAGAACCAGACUCUGAAGCUCAGUGUCCUGCAGGAGUCGCCUCCGCAGGGGUCCCAGCAGAGAGACCACAAAGUCAGCCGGUACCUGGCUGAGGUGGAGAAGCAGAACAAGUACCUCCAGGAGAGGAACCAAUACAGGUACCACAUCAUUCCAGAUGGCAACUGCCUGUACAGAGCUGUGUGCAAAGCCACGUACGGGGACCAGACCAGGCACGGCGAGCUGCGGGAGCAGACGGUGCACCACAUCGCCGACCACCUGGACGAGUUCAACCCCAUCAUCGAAGGCGACGUGGGAGAGUUCCUGAUCAAUGCGGCGCAGGACGGAGCCUGGGCCGGCUACCCGGAGCUCCUCGCCAUGAGCCAGAUGCUGAACGUCAACAUCCACCUCACGACGGGCGGCAGCUCAGAGAGUCCCACCGUCUCCACCAUGGUGCACUACCUCGGCGAGGAGGACGCCUCCAAACCAGCCAUCUGGUUAAGCUGGCUCAGCAACGGCCACUACGAUGUGGUCCUGGGCCGAUGUCUUCCCAACCCAGAGUACGAAGACUGGUGCCGGCGCUCACAGAUGCAGCGGAAACGAGACGAGGAGCUGGCAAAGUCCAUGGCGGCCUCACUAUCGAAGAUGUACAUAGAGCAGAAUGGCUGCGUGUGAGGCCACAGUCUGUUCCUGAUGGAUGCUGUGGACUCUGCUUGGUUGCUUUAAAUUAUUAUUCUUUUGUAAGUUUUCUAAGUUUGUCAGAAAAAAAGUGCAGUGCACAUCGCAGACCAUCUUUAUUAGCACUUGUCAACUAUUUUUCCAUUUCUUUGUGUUUGUCUUUUUCCAAGUGGCACAUAGCUGUAUUAUAGCUGCUCUCUUUUGCACAAAAGUCCUGUCAGACUCGUUUGGGAGAGUUGUAUUUUGUGCUGCUUUCUUGUCAUUUAUUCCAAAUGUUUGGAUUGUUUUCUUUUUAUUUUAAAUGAAGUUUGUUGGGGAAAAAAACAUGUUUUUAUUUUAUAAGAUUGUUUUAACAGUUUUAUUUGAUUGUUUCCAUAAAACUGUCAUUCAGCAUCGAUGAUCAUGUCUUUUUAGUCGCACAACACUAAUCUUAUACAAACCCUCCCUUUAAAGUGCAGCAUGGUGGGAAGAGAUAAGAGAUGCACGCUGCACUCUGAUGCUUUGAAAGGUUAAAAGUUAUGUUCUAGCUUGAUUAGCUGGUGUCUUUUCUCAACUUGUGUAACAUAGUUUCUUCAGAGCGGCAGGAGUUCAAUAGAAAUCUGCCUCUGAGUUGUGUGGCAGCAUUUCCCAUCAUCCCUUUGUUUACACGCUCUCACAAUAGCUUACAGUCCCAACCUAUUAUUUACCGAUGCAACAAAAAUGGCGAGCAAUACUGGAGCUAUCCGGCCUUACAGUUUGAGCCAUAUGCCUGCUCAGAUGAAGAAAAUGAAGACAUACGUGGAUCUCCUAAUCUGCAAGUGAAUCCAUCAGAUUGGACAACAUAUUUUCUACAUCACAAACACGCUCUCUUUAUAACAGAAUUCUUUGUGUGUUCCUGAUUUACAACAAUAAAGAAUAAAAUUUAUUCUAAAGAAUAAAGAAAUACUCAGAAAUACCCAUUUUAACUAAGUUUUUCUUUACAAAUGUGCUCCCAUCAUCAAAAAAGGGCAAAAGAACAUGUUAAAAAAACUGUUUUAAUCAGAGUAGGUCUUUAAAAUGGGAAAAAAAGUUUUAAAGACAAAAUUUUCUGCAGAGUAUUCAGUUACACUGUCACCCUGUUUAUCCAUGUUUUCCUAGAUUCUUUGUUGCAUUAAAGUAAUGUACCAUUC